This is a messenger RNA of Agrilus planipennis (emerald ash borer), 2779 nucleotides long. Its product is annotated as putative vitellogenin receptor. Gene Ontology annotation, cellular component: membrane. Gene Ontology annotation, biological process: proteolysis. NCBI's taxonomy places the organism in Eukaryota, Metazoa, Arthropoda, Insecta, Coleoptera, Buprestidae. The record is from RefSeq and is a predicted model, not a curated record. Gene Ontology annotation, molecular function: serine-type endopeptidase activity; protein binding. Bases 1247 to 2677 code for a protein of 476 amino acids. The transcript is spliced from 8 exons.
GAUAUGCUUAUAAAAAUUAGAAAUAUUUUAUAUUUAUUUUUCAACAUUAUGUCCAUUAAGGUCAACACUUUUUUACCAUCGAUGUUCAAGCAUUAAAUUACCUUUUUUUUUCACGAAUAUCAUAUCGUUUGAAUGGGUGCGUUAUCCUGAUGCAAAAGAACACCGUUGCGGAAAUUUUCCUGAUGUUUUUCUUUUAUCAACUGACGUGGUUUUUAAUAAGUACAUAUAAUUGUGGUCCCUUUCUGCAGGAAAUCUACCAAUAGCUCACCUUCAAAAUCCCAAAACACGGAUUACAUUAACUACCCAAUUAAGAUUGCAUUGUGAAUUUUUUCGGUGGUGGUGGGUCCCGAUGAGCCCAUUCCUUGUUCUGUAUUUUGGUACACAGCGAACAUAGUGUUUCAAAGUCAAGGAAUAAGAUAAAUAAUCGCGGGCUGAUAUCGAAUAAUAUACAUCCAAUGAACAAAAAUCGAUAAUAAUCGCUCAUGUUGGUAGUGAAAAAGGGUUUAUUUCAAACUGUUUAUUAAUUUUUAAGUCAGGCUAUAAAAAUGAUGUAAUGAACAGUUCUAAUUAUAAAAAAAUGUCUUAGGGAAAAAUAAAUACCUAAUUUACCACCUAAUUCAGUUAUUGUUGCCGACAAUGCUCUGGUUCUAUACUGUAAUAUUCAAGUUGAUCCUGUUCCAAAUUCAAAUUCAAGAAAAACAACCCCAAUUAUACAAACUCAUAAAACAAAACAAGGAAAAAGAUAUUCGCUACAAAUUUAAUCAAAUAUUGGAAGGACACGACCUUCCCCUUCAUCUUACCAUCGCGAUUUAAAUCCGAUCGAGAUGAUUUGGGCAAAAGUCAAAGGGAAAGUGGCAAAAGAAUUUGUAAAGUACAAUUCGAAAAAGACAUUAAGGUAAUAGAGAAAAGAUCAGGAAUGGACUCGCGGUUAAGCUCAAAAUAAAAAUAAAAUUAAAUGUUUUUUUUUACGUUAAAUGAUAUGUGUAGCUACUGUUUGUAAAUAAAAAGCGUGUUAUACGCUAUACUAUACUAUUUAUAAAAUUGUAUCGUAUUUCCGGUGAAUUAAAAAAACUAAAAAAACGUUCAGGUGCAUAUAAAAUUCGCUCUUUGUGAACCUAAUGUUUACAACUAUUUUACGCAAAUAAAUUAACAUAACUAUUAUAACUCAAAUAAUAGGAAACGGUUACUGUAUAUAUAUAUAAGUAAAAAGGUAUACCUAAAUAUAAAGAAAACGGUCAGAAAAAAAAUGAUGCUCUUUUUCUUCUAUUUGAUAUCGUUGAUGCUUUUGCUUAUUAAUGCAGUAUUUACAAGCCUUGCAAAAGACAAAGAAAAUUUCGUGUGCGUUAAUGGCGAUAUUAUUGAACUAGAAAAUGUUUGCGAUGGUAUAAAACAUUGCGUCGAUGGUUCAGAUGAGACAAUGAAAUUGUGUUUUCAUAUAAUUUGUCCACCUAGCAUGACAAGAUGCUUUUAUGGCGCUUGUAUUGGUAAAGAAAAACUUUGCGAUGGUAAAUCUGAUUGCGUAGAUGAUUCAGAUGAAAAUAACUGUUCUGGUAAAUUACAUAUUUGCGGAAUGAACGAAUUCAAAUGCACCUCUGGAGAAUGCAUUUCUUCGGAAAACAUAUGCGAUGGGGUUUCGCAUUGCUUGGACAAGUCUGAUGAAAAUGAGGUGUUAUGUGAAGACGAUUUAUGUCCCGAUGACGCAUUUCAUUGCAAUCAUGGCGGCUGUGUUCACAUGGACGCUCUUUGUAACGGUUUCAAAGAUUGCGUAGAUGGCUCUGACGAAACAGAAAUUGUCUGUAAAAUGAAAAACUGCGGGAAAAAUUGCGAUAAAGUUAAAGAAAACAUAUCAUGCCCUCCUGUGUUUUCUGAACGUUUAAAUAUUAUUUGCGAAAGUAAAGAAGGACCAAAACAAGGGUUGGUUCCAUGUAAUAAGCCAGCAUCUGUAGGAACUAUCGCGAAGUACGGAUGCAAGCCCUUUUACGUACCAGCUGGCAGUAGUCAGGAAAAUAAUAAGCAAAUGGUUUGUCAAAUGGAUGGUAAAUGGAGUAGAGAAGCUCUGAAAUGUGAACCAGAAUGCGGCACUAGGAAACCAGAAGCAACGGCGCUUAUAAUAAAUGGUAGUGUAUCAAAAAUAGGUAGGUGGCCAUGGCACGCCACUCUGUAUAUCCUAGAAGGGGGAGACUGGACUUAUUCGUGCGGGGGAAGUUUAAUACACGAACGUGCUGUUUUAACUGCUGGCCACUGCGCCUGGCAGAUGGAGCCACACACUAUUAAAGUUGCGUUGGGGAAGUAUUUCAGCGAUUAUAAGAUGAAACAGGACUUUACGGUAUUUGCAGAGAUUGAUAAAAUUAUCACGCAGCCCCUGUAUCAGGAUUUGAAUGGAAAUUUUGGAUCUGAUAUAGCGAUUCUGAUACUGAAAGUUGCAAUUCAAUAUUCCGAUUUCAUUAAACCAAUUUGUUUGGAUUGGAAUUUGUAUGACAUUACUGAACAUCUGACGGAAAACAGUAUAGGAACUGUGGUUGGAAUGGGGAUAACAGAAGACGAUAAGUUCAGUUUACAAUUACGAGAAGUGAAAAUACCUGUAGUUAGUGCGAAAAAAUGUAUUAACGUUCAAAGCCGUGAUUUUAAAAAGUUUAUUACUUAUACAUCGUUCUGUGCUGGCUGGAAUAAUGGUUAGUACAACAAAAAAAGUUAAAAACUUUAAACUGUAUGUUAUAAGAUACCACAAAUGGCGCGGUAAACGCCAUCUGUAGUACGAUGCUACAUUUUAGGAUUACGU